AUGGGCUGCGUGCACGGCCGCCCCACCACCUCCAGCCCCGCGCCCGUCGCCACCUCCUCCCGCCGCCGGGACCAUCCCGCGGUCACCCAGACGCAGCAGGAAGGGGUCGAUUCCUCCGACGCUGCCGCCGCGGUGCCGCCGGCGGACGCCGCGGCGCCGGACCAGCAGGCGGCCGAGAAGCCCGAGAAGGUCAAGCGGGAGCGGCGGUCGCGGUCGUCACGCUCCGCAGCCGCCGCCGCGGCGGCGGCGCACGCCGAGGUGCGCCUGGGAGGGAGGUUCGCCAACAAGGCGCGCGGCGAGCAGGUCGCCGCCGGCUGGCCCGCCUGGCUCUCCGCCGUCGCCGGCGAGGCCAUCGAUGGCUGGACCCCUCGCCGCGCCGACUCCUUCGAGAAGAUCGACAAGAUCGGCCAGGGCACGUACAGCAAUGUGUACAAGGCGCGGGACUCGCUGAGCGGCAAGAUCGUGGCGCUCAAGAAGGUGCGCUUCGACAACCUGGAGCCCGAGAGCGUGCGGUUCAUGGCGCGCGAGAUCCUCAUCCUGCGCCGCCUCGACCACCCCAAUGUCAUCAAGCUCGACGGGCUCGUCACCUCCCGCAUGUCCUGCAGCCUCUACCUCGUCUUCGACUACAUGGUCCACGACCUCGCCGGCCUCGCUGCCAGCCCCGACAUCAAGUUCACGCUGCCCCAGGUCAAGUGCUAUGUGCAUCAGCUGUUGUCAGGGCUCGAGCACUGCCACAACCGGGGAGUGCUACAUCGCGACAUCAAGGGGUCAAAUCUGCUUUUGGACAACAACGGUGUGCUGAAGAUUGGUGAUUUCGGUCUGGCGUCCUUCUUCGACCCCAACCAUAAACAGCCAAUGACAAGUCGGGUGGUGACACUCUGGUACCGCCCACCAGAGUUGCUGCUUGGUGCCACCGAUUAUGGAGUUGGUGUCGACUUGUGGAGUGCAGGGUGUAUACUAGCUGAAUUGCUGGCUGGAAAACCUAUUAUGCCUGGACGAACUGAGGUGGAACAGCUGCAUAAAAUUUUUAAGCUAUGUGGCUCUCCGACGGAAGAAUAUUGGAAAAAAUCAAAGUUGCCUCAUGCAACUAUAUUUAAGCCUCAACAGCCAUACAAAAGGCGAAUAGCGGAUACAUUCAAAGAUUUCCCUCAAACUGCAAUUCGACUGAUCGAGACACUACUUGCAAUUGAUCCAGCUGAUCGUUUAACAGCAACUUCUGCAUUAAACAGUGAUUUCUUUGCAACAGAGCCUUAUGCGUGUGAACCAUCAAGUCUGCCCCAAUACCCGCCAAGCAAAGAGAUGGAUGCGAAACGAAGAGACGAAGAAGCUAGACGCUUAAGGGCUGCUGGUGGUAGAGCUAAUGGAGAUGGAACAAGGAAGACAAGGACCAGGGAUCGGCCUAGGGCUGUUCCAGCUCCCGAGGCAAACGCCGAACUGCAAGCAAAUAUUGAUAAAAGAAGGUUAAUAACUCAUGCAAAUGCGAAGAGCAAGAGUGAAAAGUUCCCUCCGCCGCACCAGGAUGGUGCGCUUGGAUUUCCCUUGGGCUGUUCGAAUCACAUGGAACCUUCAUUUGAGCCCCCGGACCCUUCUUCCUUCAGCACUGUAUUUCCUUUCGAUAAAAGCGCAGUGCCUACCUGGUCUGGACCAUUGGCGGACUCUGCAGCUGGCAACCAGAAGCGGAAACACAAGUCUGGCCGCUCCUCAAAACAACCAGCAACUGCCCGUGCUAGAUGA
Miscanthus lutarioriparius is the source of this 1734-nucleotide messenger RNA. The record is from the annotation of a GenBank genome assembly. NCBI's taxonomy places the organism in Eukaryota, Viridiplantae, Streptophyta, Magnoliopsida, Poales, Poaceae.